Aspergillus wentii DTO 134E9 is the source of this 744-nucleotide messenger RNA. RefSeq names its product alpha/beta hydrolase. Bases 1 to 744 code for a protein of 247 amino acids. The record is from RefSeq and is a predicted model, not a curated record. NCBI's taxonomy places the organism in Eukaryota, Fungi, Ascomycota, Eurotiomycetes, Eurotiales, Aspergillaceae. The transcript is spliced from 2 exons.
AUGCCCAAAAACCUCAUCCUCGUCCCUGGCGCAUGGCAUACCGCCGCCUGCUUCGACCUCAUUACCCCGCAUCUCCACCACCAAGGCUUCACCGUCAACGCCCUCACAUUGCCCGGCGUGGCUGCGGACAAGACCGAUUCCUUCAACGACGAUGUCCAAACAAUCAGAUCUGCCGUACUUGACAUCAUCGAUGCAGGCGAGGACGUAGCAGUCGUGAUGCACUCGUACGGCGCUGUGCCCGGCUGCGAGGCAAUGAAAGACCUUUCCAAGGCCCACCGCACCGCACAAGGUCGUUCUGGCGGUGUCGUUGCGCUGGUCUUUCUCUGUGCCUGGGCUGUUCCUGUAGGACAAAGCAUCGGCAGUCUAGCCAACAUGCAAGGAUUCAUCGAUCAAGGCGAGUAUCUCAAAGAAGAGAACGGCCGUCUCCACUUCCUAAAACCAAUCGACGUCUUCUACCACGACCUGCCCAUCGACGAGGCAGAGAAACGAGCUGCCAUGUUGGGCACUCACGAUGCCAGCUUGUCGUUUACUAACCUGUCCUAUCCGGCGUAUUGGGAUAUUCCUUCCUCCUAUCUCGCUUGUCGCAAUGAUAUCGCUAUUCCGUAUGAGAUGCAGCUGAUGAUGAUUGACAAUGCCAAGUUCGAGCAUGUAGAGACUUGGGAUUCGGGACAUUCGCCGUUUUUGAGUCGACCCGAGGAUGCGGCUGAUUUUAUUGCGAGGGGGGUGGAUAAGUAUUUGAACUGA